GCGCUACUCAAACCAUACACCGUACCCAUGACCCAUUCAUUCAACCCAUGCGUGAUCUGGAUAGUACAACACGCAGUGUCAUACAAAAGGAGAACUCACCGGACCAGGUGUGCACUUUACUGCAAUAAGACCCGGUGUCUGGAUACCUUGUGAUUGACCAUGGAGAACGUCGACCAAGACACUGAAGACCAAAAUGGCGGACUGCGGCAGAGAUCGAAGGAGGACCCGGAUGAAGGGGUAUCACCAGAGCAGUUCAGCAUUCAGACCGAUGACAAUCUUCACAUGGGCAGAAAUGUCGGCCUUAUCAGCGGAAUCUCACUGAUCGUCGGUUCAAUCAUUGGGUCUGGCAUCUUCAUCUCCCCGAAGGGUGUUCUCAGCGAUACUGGAUCUGUCGGGCUGAGUCUGGUUGUCUGGUCGUUGUCUGGAGUCAUCGCAUUAUUUGGUGCUUUGUCGUACGCCGAGCUGGGCACCCUGAUCAGACUGUCGGGGGGUGAGUAUGCCUACAUCCGGGCAGCUCUCGGAAACAUCUGCGCAUACCUCUACGCAUGGACGUCUAUUAUUGUCAUCAGGCCCUCCACACUCGCCAUCAUCUGUCUCGUGUUCGCCGAGUAUGUGUCAAGUUUCUUCAAGAUGUGCGGCACACCAGAAAUACCAAACAAAUUAGUAGCGGCUAUAGCGCUUAUCACUGUGGGCAUUGUCAACUGCUGGAGCACCAAGUUGGCCGCCAGGGUGCAGGUCGUCUUCACAGCCGCCAAACUCAUCGCUCUCGUCAUCAUCAUCAUCGGCGGUCUGGUCAAGUUAGGGCAAGGUAACACGGCUGUUCUAGCGACGGGCUUCACCGGCUCCACUACCUCGCCCUCGGUUAUCGCCCUUGCCUUCUAUGGCGCAUUGUGGGCAUACGACGGAUGGAACAAUCUUAACUUUGUCACCGAGGAGAUCAAAGAACCCAAAAAAAACCUUCCCCGUGCCAACAUCAUCGCCGUCAUCCUCGUCACUGUUGUCUACGUACUCACCAACAUCUCCUACUUGGCCGUGUUGAGCACACAACAACUGUUGGCCUCAGCGGCUGUGGCAGUGACAUGGGGCGACCUCAUUCUUGGAGGAGCCGCUAUCAUCAUGCCUCUGUCCGUCAUGAUCUCAACAUUUGGGGCGGCAAACGGAACAGCCUUCAGUGGCUCCAGGGUGGUGUACGCAGCGGCUCGAGACAACAACCUGCCGGAAGUGCUGUCGUACAUCCAGGUGAAGCAACUCACGCCGAUGCCGUCGAUGUUAUUUACGAUCUUCAUCUCCCUCCUCAUGAUCAUCCCAGGGGACAUCGGCAGCCUCAUCGACUUCUUCAGCUUCACCGCCUGGAUGUUCUACGGCAUGACCUUCCUCUCCCUCAUCGUCCUCAGGUUCAGAAUGAAGGAUGCGGAUCGGCCAUAUAAGGUCCCAAUUCCUAUCCCCGUUAUAAUGUUCCUGGUGUCUGUCUACCUCGUAAUAGCGCCUAUCGUGGACGACCCGCAGAUGGGGUUCCUGUAUGCGUUCCUGUUUGUGAUAGGGGGACUCAUCCUGUACUUCCCAUUUAUACAUUUCAACCUGAAGCUGUGUGGAUGGGAUCGCAUCACUAUGUACUGCCAGCUCAUCUUUAACAUAGUCCCGACAUCGGUGGAGCCUGAUGAAUAAACCGUGGUCAAUACGGAAGCCUAUUGCUGGGUCAGUAUACACCACGGCCACUGAACAUUGAACAGCGGGUCCAGAACCACGGCAAUACUGAAAGACAGGGGCACCAGGGUCAGGAGCAAGGAAUGGUUCUUUCUCUGACCAGACCUCCACCCCUCCCCCCCCCCCCGACCAACACUGAACUUACGCGUCGUCAGAAAGCAGUUCAUUCUUGAAGUGUGCGAUUUUCACCGUGACGCCAAACUCACUAAGCUUCUGCUUGUUUAUAAUUUCAAUAAUUAAUACUCAUACCGUGAAACCUCGUUUAUACGGACACCGUUAAUCCGGACAACUCCUUUCUCUGACCAGACCUCCACCCCGCCCCUCCGACCAACACUGAACUUACGCGUCGUCAGAAAGCAGUUCAUUCUUGAAGUGUGCGAUUUUCACCGUGACGCCAAACUCACUAAGCUUCUGCUUGUUUAUAAUUUCAAUAAUUAAUACUCAUACCGUGAAACCUCGUUUAUACGGACACCGUUAAUCCGGACAACUCCUUUCUCUGACCAGACCUCCACCCCGCCCCUCCGACCAACACUGAACUUACUCGUCGUCAGAAAGCAGUUCAUUCUUGAAGUGUGCGAUUUUCACCGUGACGCCAAACUCACUAAGCUUCUGCUUGUUUAUAAGUUAAAUAAUUAAUACUUAUACCGUGAAACCUCGUCACAAUCCGGACAACUCCUCUUCCGGGCGAUUACUGUUGAAAGCAUCUCUGUGUAUUUAAUGUCUACACUACUACUUAUCAAUGAAACGUUAAUCUGGUAAUUCAUCAGUCGGAGUUAACGGGUUGGAUUAAAUAUUAGUUCUUAACCAAGGGUUGGGUAGAUUAGAAGAGCAGAGUUUCCAAACUCUGUGUGUAGAGUUGCCUCCCUUUAACCAUGCCAGGAUCACGGGUUCGGAUAAUAGAUUUACAACCCUACACGUGCUUAUGGGGUCACAAUAUCGUAAACGUCUAAAACCUUCGUCAUUUUGGACUUUCCGCCCACGUGCACUUGGCAAGCCGUGAUUUAACUGAAAAACUGUUCCUAGCGGAGAUAUACGCGUCGCUCUCUGUUCCAUAAAACACAGACAUAAAUGGACAGAUAGCUGACUCGUGAGCUGGCAAUAUCAUUCAUUGUUAAGUGUCACAAAUGAGAUUAUUUCUUUGAAUGUGAUAUCACUAUUGGUAGCUUCCAACAGAGAAAAAUAGACCACUCAAAAGAAGUUAAAGAACAACCUAUUCUUUGACAUGAUUUUACUAUUUAACUUUUUUUGUGUAGUAUACACUGUCUCAAUUAUCAUGAUAGUAUUGCAAAACAAUAAGUGUUACCAGCCAUGAGAUAAGGGA
Molecule: messenger RNA, 3025 nt
Organism: Haliotis rufescens (red abalone)
Lineage: Eukaryota; Metazoa; Mollusca; Gastropoda; Lepetellida; Haliotidae
Product: b(0,+)-type amino acid transporter 1-like
Exons: 13
Coding region: 160-1665 (501 amino acids)
Biological process (GO): amino acid transmembrane transport
Cellular component (GO): membrane
Molecular function (GO): L-amino acid transmembrane transporter activity
Source: RefSeq, a predicted model, not a curated record